Molecule: messenger RNA, 966 nt
Organism: Phialemonium atrogriseum
Lineage: Eukaryota; Fungi; Ascomycota; Sordariomycetes; Cephalothecales; Cephalothecaceae
Exons: 1
Coding region: 1-966 (321 amino acids)
Source: RefSeq, a predicted model, not a curated record
AUGGCAUCCAGUCGCCCGCUAGGAAAUAUUGACGCCAACACCGUCUCCAUUCCCCGUUCCCGACCUACAACAAAGAAGAAUGCCGCCGCUUCCAUUCCCACCAUCGAUCUUACAAAGGAUGCCGCUGCGAAGCCCAAAGCCACCGCCGCCCCAAAGAAGCGCAAGUCCGAUGCUAUCGAGGAAACGGAAGACCUGUUCCCAGACAAUGUCCCCGAGAUUGACGACGACGACCCACGGAUCACAUACGCGGCCCCGGAAACCUGCAACGCCGUCCGCCGGAAGAUCCGCAACUGGAUCGAGUCUGGCGCGAUGAAGGUUGGCGAAUUCCAGACCGCCAUUGGCGUCAGCCCCGGGGCAUACAGCAACUUCAUGAACCGCACGGGCACCUGGGACGGCGAGGGCUGCGCCGCCUACGCCAACGCCUUCCUCUUCUUCCGGAAGCGCGAGCUGCAGGGCCUACCGCUGAAGAAGGCCAGCAGCAAGCCCAAGAAGGCGAAGACGACGGCGGCGGCCAAGGACGCGGCGGCGGGUCUGUUCGAUGUCAGCGGCGUCGGAUUGCCCGGCGAGGCGGAGGGCAACGUCGCCAUCUACGAUACAUGUGACGAGGUGCGGAAGAAGAUCAGGGCGUUCCUCGCCAAGGACGGCGUGACUCAGGCGGCCUUCGUGCGCGAGAUUUCCAAGACCUUCCCAGAUGACCGCAAGGUGUCGGCUGCGAACCUACGAUACUUCAUGGGCCAGAAGGGCCCAAUCAGCGGAAACACAAACUCGACCUUCUAUGCCGCGUACGUCUUCUUCGAGAAGAUGCGCAUCAAGAGCGGCAAGCCAAAGUCCAAGUUCCGAGAGGAAAUGGAGGGCGUGCAUGGAUAUUCCGGUGUGGACACGGAGCAUAACGGCAGCACGGGGUAUUUCUGCUUGGCCGGUACGAGGCCGGUUAUUGAUAAAUACGGCCGCCUUCACAUCGUCUGA